Molecule: messenger RNA, 1893 nt
Organism: Austrofundulus limnaeus
Lineage: Eukaryota; Metazoa; Chordata; Actinopteri; Cyprinodontiformes; Rivulidae
Product: alpha-tectorin-like
Exons: 13
Coding region: 1-1893 (630 amino acids)
Source: RefSeq, a predicted model, not a curated record
AUGAGGACUAAGCUCCAGCGCAUGCUGACAUACCCUUCCCACCCCAUGCACCUCUCUCUGACAGCACUGAGCAGCUCCUUCAGCGCCUGGCUGCGGCACACUAAGUGCGUGAAGGAAAGAUACCGCAGGUCUUUCCUUCCAGCCGCCCUCUUGAUAGGUUUGUGUCGAGCCUCCACGAUGCUCCGUCCACUGCUCUACCUGUGUGUCCUCAUGGCACUGCAAGGUGCUUCCACGGUUCAAAUCUGCACCGUGACCGGUCCCACAAUCAUUGACUUUAGUGGUGAGCUCAAUGAUGUGACGGAUCGGUGUGAGUACAAUCUGCUGUUAGACACAGACUUUGAGAUGUCUGCUUUCUUCCGGGACCGACACCGUAGAGAUGUGAGCUUCGUGGACAGCGUGACUCUGUCGGAUUCUGGCAAUAUCUUUGAGCUGCAACAAGGAGGCAGAGUCCUGGUGAACAGCGUUGAGGAGUCUCUCAGCAGCACACCCCAAGCCUUCAGUGAUGUUCAACUCUCCAAGGAUGGAAGUGGAGUGACCGCAGUGUUUGGCAACACUACUGUGUUUUUUGAUGGAACCACAGUACAGAUCUCCAUAGAAGACGUUACCUCCAGCAUGGCUGGUCUGUGUGCCAACUCCAGUGAUGUUCCAAGUGAAAGAGUCGUUGAUGGCAGCUGUACCACCCAGUAUACGGACCCUGCUGACAAUACCAUCAACUGUGUUGGCCUGACUGCACGCUGUGAACAGCUGAGACACCCACUGCUCUCCAGCUGCAACGCCGACAUCGACCCAACCCCUUACAUCGACGCCUGCAGCAACACUUUGUGCAUUUAUUCCAGCGCGCACGAUCUCAGGUGUCAGUUUAUGCGGGCCUACGCCAGAGCCUGCGAACAGAAAGGCCACCCCGUACCCAGCGCCUGGUGGUCACAGAUCUUCUGCUCGAAGCAGUCCUUCUGUCAGGACAAGUUGUGCACUGACAACGAGUUCUGUGGCAGGACGUUCAGCGGAGAGAGCGCCUGUCUGUGCAGAGCUGUGUUUGCCUACCCAUACAAUCAAGCAAAAACCCUGGGUGACCCAACGAAGUGCGAGAAUAACAUUGCUUCCCUCAGUCUUUUUAACUGCCUGCUGGAUGAAAGAGGCAUCGACUCCACCCUCCUGCACCUCAUCGACCCCACCUGUAAGGGCCAGCUGGACGAUGCGACCAACACAAUGACUUUCACCUUCAACACCUCAAACCUGUGUGGAGCAAAGAUCUCGGAGGGUACCAGUGAAAUCAACUACACAAACGCCAUCGUGAGCGACAACAACACGGGCCUCAUCACCCGAAAUGACCACGUGUUCAUCGAGUUCUCCUGCUACCGUCCUCAACCUGAACUGAAGAGCGUGGCCUUCAAAGUCAAAGACAGCAGCUACGUUCAAAUCGUGAAUUCUGGGGAAUGGAAUUACACUGUGUCUAUGACGCCCUACAUAGAUGAAAAAUGCACUAAAGUUGUAGCUACAGAAACCGAUGUGAAGCUCGAUCAGAAGGUCUGGGUGGUGAUAAAGACCGAGGGCCUGGAUCCAAACACCAUCUCUGUGGUGGCCCAGACCUGCUGGGCAACCAGUGUGUCAGAUCCUGAGAGCUCACCGACAUACAACCUGAUCGCAGACGGCUGCCCCAACGCUGAUGAUGGCACAGUUCAGGUGUGGAAAAAUGGACAAGGAACUUCCACGCGCUUCUCCUUCAACAUGUUUGAGUUCACCAGACAACCUAAUGAAGUCUAUCUGCACUGCCAGCUGCGGCUGUGUCUGAAGAACACCAAGAACUGUGUCCCGGUGUGCGCUAAAAGGAGACGUAGGUCUUCCAGAUACAGCAAGAGAAACGCUGCCUUCAUCAGCAUGGGCUGGAGUAAAUAG